Aspergillus caelatus is the source of this 1648-nucleotide messenger RNA. Its product is annotated as FAD-dependent oxidoreductase. The transcript is spliced from 3 exons. Gene Ontology annotation, molecular function: monooxygenase activity; FAD binding. Bases 71 to 1471 code for a protein of 466 amino acids. The record is from RefSeq and is a predicted model, not a curated record. NCBI's taxonomy places the organism in Eukaryota, Fungi, Ascomycota, Eurotiomycetes, Eurotiales, Aspergillaceae.
CUAAAAAAAGGGUCAAAUUCCCCCAACUAUCAUAAUGCGCCAACUACCAGGUCAUUUCCCGUAAUUAAUCAUGAAAAUAGUAAUAAUUGGCGGAGGCAUCUCGGGAUGCACCGCAUACCUCGAACUAAAAAAGCAUCUUCCCAAACCACCCACUCCAGACCAGGAUCACGAAAUCACCAUCUACGAAGCCUACGACACAAACAAAGACACCACCUGCGACGAGCGCGAUGGCCCAACCCACUCCUCGACACUUAUCGUAGGCGGCGGCCUCGGUAUUGGGCCGAACGGCCUCAACGUCCUAAAACGUCUGGAUGAGGAACUUCUCCGCGACAUCGUCCGCGGCGGAUAUGUAGUCCCGACGUCCAACAUGAAAAACAAGAACGGACGUCUGCUCAUACGUAUGGACGCAUCUGAUGAGCCAUCGUCGCCAACUGAAUUACCCAUGCAUAUGGUCGGGUGUAGCCGACAUUGGUUCUGGCGGUGUCUCCGCAUGCGCAUCCCGGAUCGCGAUAUUGUGACGAAACGGGUCGCGGAGGUUAUUGCGAACUCGGACGGUCGGAAUGUAGUCCGCUUUGCUGAUGAUAGUCCCCCAGUAGAGGCGGAUUUGAUUAUCGGAGCGGAUGGUUUGAAGGGCAUUGUUAAACGGGCGUUAUUCCCUGAGGCAGGGGAGGAUCCGUUUCCACCUCAUUAUGAAGGCCUGUCCGGAAUCGGUGGUUUUAUUCCGGCAGACAAAAUCAAAGACGACGUCGAAAAAGGCUCGAUGAACUUCAUCAUCGGAGGUAAUGGCUUCUUUGGCUACUUCUACUCCGACAGUGCCCGAUCGGCACCCCACAGGGACUCACCACAUCACGUCUCCGAGCCAGGCGAGAGUCUCGGCUGGUGGUCAACUUACCAAGUCGAUGAGUGUCCGAACCCGAAAACCAUCGAUAAAGAGGAUGUCGCACGUCAACUGCGAGAACGCUACUCCAGCUGGAAAGAUCCAGUUAUUCAGAAAGUCCUCCAUUCACUCGAGGUCAGCAAUAUGUAUCCUACCUGGACGAUGCCACCUCUGCCGACCUGGGAGCGAAAUGGCGUCGUUCUUGUCGGCGAUGCAGCUCAUGCAUUGCCUCCUACUUCGGGACAGGGCUCAUCGCAGGCGCUUGAGGAUGUCGAGGCGUUUGUUCUAUUUUUAAGUCACUAUUUACGUAAAGAAUAUGAAACCAGGGGACCUGAUGUCGAUGUAAAAGGAGCGAUCUCGACCGCAGCUAAACCCUACAUGGAGCUACGCAUUCCUCGUGUCCGGGCUAUUCUCGAAGAUGCCAAGCAAAGACAGAACAUCAAGCGUGAUAUGACCGUUUUUGAGGAAUAUGUAAUGUACAGUUUUCUAUGGAUACUUGGGUGGUUUCCAAGCUUCUUUGCGAAGGAGAUGAAGGCCGUCUUCAAUUAUAAUAUCGCUGAUGAGGUAAAGAAGAUACUCGAAGGUAAAAACUAAUAUUCAACAGCACGCACACGCAUCUCUCCUCUCUAAUUCCACCAACAACAGUAUGAUUAUGUAGCAUCUAAACAUGUACACUAAGACAAAACACUACCCAGCUCAAACCCCAAACUUAUUCCUCGUAAUGUUCAUCAAUAGACUAAAGACUCUCUUACAUCCUUCUUUAUCCCUCUC